Molecule: messenger RNA, 1753 nt
Organism: Acipenser ruthenus (sterlet)
Lineage: Eukaryota; Metazoa; Chordata; Actinopteri; Acipenseriformes; Acipenseridae
Gene: mpg
Product: N-methylpurine DNA glycosylase
Exons: 4
Coding region: 182-979 (265 amino acids)
Biological process (GO): base-excision repair
Molecular function (GO): DNA binding; alkylbase DNA N-glycosylase activity
Source: RefSeq, a predicted model, not a curated record
AGUACAAAGCAAUCCGAUUUCAGCCAUCUUCUUAAAAGGGCAACGGUUCUGUAGAGGGGGUGUCGUAUUGCGCAGUGUAUUUUCAGCGCCAUCGACACUACAUUUCUCGCCCACUGAAAACUCCGAGUAUUUUUUUUUUUACCGACUCCCAAGUUCAUUGAGUUUGUUGUAAAAUACUAGUAUGAGCAGUUCUACAAUGUCAGGACGGAAAAGGAAGCUGGACUCAGUGUCGGUGGAGGCUACAACGGUGAAAAGCAGCCAUACACAGGACUCCCCGCCAGCUAAGACUGCGGCUCUGAUCAGCAGAUACUUCACAGGAGAGGAGAAAAGUGGCUCUCGGCUGGGGGAGGAUUUCUUUAACCAGCCCUGUAUCAGUCUGGCCAAAGCAUUUCUGGGAAAGGUGCUAGUGCGGAGACUCCCAGAUGGGACGGAGCUGAGGGGCAGGGUGGUGGAGGCGGAGGCCUAUCUGGGCGGGGAGGACAAGGCGUCCCAUUCCUCUGGAGGGAAGCGUACAGAGAGGAACACGGCCAUGUUCAUGAAGCCCGGGACCAUAUACGUCUACCAGAUCUACGGCAUCUACCUGUGCAUGAACAUUUCCAGCCAGGGAGAGGGGGCAGCUGUUCUCUUGAGAUCCCUGGAGCCUCUUCAGGGUCUGGAAGCAAUGAGGGAGCUACGGAGUGCCAGGAGGAAGGAGAAUGCGCGCCUGCUGAAGGAUAAGGAGCUCUGCAACGGGCCGUCCAAGCUGUGCCAGGCUCUGGAUAUCCAGCGGGGGUUUGACCGACGGGACCUGGCCACGGACCAUGAGGUCUGGCUGGAGCAGGGUCCAGAGAGCCCGACCCCUGAGACUGUGGUGUCUGCCCCUCGCAUCGGCAUCAACUAUGCCGGGGAGUGGGUCUCCAAACCACUGCGCUUUUACAUCCAAGGGAACAGCUGCGUCAGCGUAGUGGACAAGGCAGCUGAGAGGGCAAGCAGCACGUGACUCAGGGAGUUUAUUUAUUUUUAUUUUUUUACUUUUAACUGUAAUUAGUGCUUAAAGAACAAUGCACUGCGACAGAUUAACUGAAUAUUUUAUUCAAAUAAGGCACCACUGGGAUCAAUAUUUCCCUGGACAAACAGUGAAAGAUAAUACAAUGCUGCUACAGCCAUUUAUUGUAAGGAGCUCUUUCUGCUAUCCAGCCAGUAACCACACACAACCAACUGCGACGAGAUUAAAACCAGUGCUGGCCAUUGACAUUGUGCAGACUUUAGUUCUUCCAGCGAGAGAAUUGUUACAAUCAAGUGUGCCAAGUUUAGAUAUGCAGUAUCUGUUUGCCUUAUCCUGUGUUCAAUGCCUCGGCCAGUGUUUCUCCAUACUUCCCCCAGUCUCUUGGCUACCCCCCAGGUGUUCAAAACAUUCCUAUUAGCUGACAACAGUAGGUGUUCAUGAGUUCACAUUUUUAAAAUUAUUUUAGCAGACGCCUUUAUCCAAGGCGACUUACAGAGACUAGGGUGUGUGAACUAUGCAUCAGCUGCAGAGUCACUUACAACUACAUCUCACCCGAAAGACAGAGCACAAGGAGGUUAAGUGACUUGCUCAGGGUCACACAAUGAGUCAGUGGCUAAGGUGGGAUUUGAACCAGGGACCUCCUGGUUACAAGCCCUUUUCUUUAACCACUGGACCACACAGCCUCCACAUGUGUUUGUGCCAUUGUUGGUGUCAUAAUCUGCAGCCAUGGUAAGCACGGGAUAGUAAAAUGUUAUGGUUUAAUCAUUA